Messenger RNA from Suillus fuscotomentosus, 1301 nucleotides. RefSeq names its product complex I intermediate-associated protein CIA30. The transcript has 5 exons. Lineage: Eukaryota; Fungi; Basidiomycota; Agaricomycetes; Boletales; Suillaceae. Gene Ontology annotation, cellular component: mitochondrion. The coding region runs from base 73 to 837 and encodes 254 amino acids. Gene Ontology annotation, biological process: mitochondrial electron transport, NADH to ubiquinone; mitochondrial respiratory chain complex I assembly. The record is from RefSeq and is a predicted model, not a curated record.
CGUAUAUUUGAAAAGUCCUGUUCUUCUUCUCGCUCUCAUAUUCCGGUGCAAGCCACUAACACUGCACCGACCAUGGCGUUAUCCAACUGGGCAGCAUAUCUGAACAGGUCAACAAAACUGCUCAGAGACAGUAGCAUCAAAAUACUCCGUAUGGAAGGCGCAGACGGGCCUUCAAGAGCACCUUUGACGCUCUUCAGGUUAAAUUCUAAACAGGACAUCGAACAGUUUGCGACUGGCUGCGAUGCAGAUAUUGGUGGCACGUCCACUGUCCAUUUAGAGCUUGACGAGUCCACGGAGCGUAACAAGGGCAGUGGGGCCACAGCUACGGGUCGCUUUUGGGGCGAGAUGCGACUGGAUGUCAGACCGGAACUGCAAGGGCGAAUCAGAGGUGGAUAUACUGGGUUCCGGUCCAAGCCCCGCCCGACACUCUUUGGUGAAAUGGUCGACGACGUUUCAAAUCACCAAUUCCUUGCCCUGAGGCUACGCCUCGGUGGUGAUCCCCGGUUACGCAACUCGUAUUUUGUGAAUUUACAAACUGACGGGCCGAUCACGACGGACCUGUGGCAGCACCGGCUCUACUUCCAACGAAAUGAUGGUGACUGGGAAGAUGUAUUCAUACCGUUUGAGAACUUUAUACUGACAAAUACUGGUGAAUUGGUGCAGCAUCAAAUUACGAUGAUGCGCGAGCGGAUACGGACAGUUGGGAUAUCGCUGCUUGGAGGAAACAGCGGUGUUCCGGGUUCUUAUGACCUCGGCAUUGACUCCAUACGGGUGGUGAAUGAGGAAGACGUGUCACGGCCUUCAUCGAUAGAAAAGGAUCCAUCCCGUGGCAUUUGAGCGCUACUACGUACAUUUCACCACGUUGGACACUUCAACAAAAAAAACUUGCAUGAGCAUCUAACGGGUUUGGUCCAUAAUCAUAAACUAUAUAUACAACGGCCUAUACAACGGCAACCGUUUUGUAGCCGACGGGGCUGACGAGUUAUAGAACCGCAGAAGAACGUACAAAGGUCAAAAAGCCCAUCAGUCAGCCAGCAGGGAGCGCGAGGAGUAGAAAAGUGUGUCCGGAGAUAAAGGAAGUGUGGGUAUAAGGAUGUUCUCAUACGACUACACAACCACUGCAGCAUCCGCCAUGAUCGCCUUCAUGAGCGUCACCUUUGCCACUGUAGACGCCAGGUCCGCCGCCACCGGAGUUGGCCAUAACGGGUCUGCCUGUUUGUUGCUCCUGCGAGAGUGAAUUACAUGAAUGAAUUGUCAGAAAUUAAUAAAAGAUUCUUACUUUGUUGUACUUUCUUAUCUCG